UUCCAGCUGUCAAAUUGGCGGCGCCGUGCAUCGGCGAUUGGUGGCGAUAUUUUCGUGAUUAAGUUGAUUAUUAUGGAAUUAUUAUGGAAUUGUGUGUCUUAAUUGCUGCUUUUUAGUAAGAUUAUACUGUUAUAAAAUCAUGGCGAACCACUACGAGGUGCCCAGCUGGGCUGGCAAACCACCCACUGGCCUGCAUUUGGACGUGUUGAAAGGCGACAAACUAAUACAGAAACUAAUGUUAGAUGAGAAGAAAUGUUACUUAUUUGGCCGGAACCCCCAGAUGAACGACUUCUGUAUAGACCACGCCAGCUGCUCUAGAGUGCAUGCGGCGUUUGUGUACCACAAAGACUUAAACAGAGCGUUUUUAGUUGAUUUGGGAAGUACUCAUGGUACUUACAUUGGUAAAAUGCGUUUAGAAGCCCACAAGCCUACACAGCUGCCCAUAGACUCCAAUUUCCAUUUUGGGGCUUCCACAAGAAACUAUAUUAUAAGAGAGCGGCCGAUGGGCAACACAAGAGGCAUAAUGGAAGAACUCCCGAACACCGAGACAGAGGGCGCGCUCCUCGGCCUGCCCGAGACGCAGACCGAACUAGACAAUUUAACGGAAUUCAACACUGCACACAACCGGCGGAUCUCCAUGCUGGGUAUCUCGACGGACGACGGCAGUGACGUCAUGAAGCCACCAACGGGCACCAAACGGUCGGCAUCGACGCCGGCCGGCGGCGUGCUGAAGAAACAGCGCCGAAACGUCUCGUUCAACGAGGAGGUGGACAUCAUCAACCCCGAGGACAUCGACCCCACCAUCGGCCGGUUCAGGAACCUGGUCAAGAGCACUAUAGUGCCUAAUGCUAAUAAUCCGCCGAGAAAGCUCAAGCUACAGAGCGCUGAUGAUAGCCAACACCACCACUCGCUGCGCCUGCAGGAGAUCUCUCGCGGCGCGGCGCUGUACUCGGACCUGCCCGCGCCCAGCUCGCACCUCAGCCUCAUCGGCGCCAGACUGGGGCUGUCGCUGCCCAACCCGGCGCCGGACGUGGAGCUGGAGGGCCCCGAGCCGGCGCACCACGCGCAGCCGCCGCCGCCGCACGCAGCCGCAGAAGAAUCGGGCCCAUCCAACGAGCCAAAACGGAAGAAGUACGCCAAGGAGGCGUGGCCCGGCCGCAAGCCCGGCCUGCUGCCCGCCGUGUGAGACUGAGCCGUGCGAGCUGUGCCAGGCAUGCCAGGCGUGCCAGGCGUGCGAGGCGUGCGGGCCGUGCGAGGCGUGUGAGAAGAGAAUGCGUGCGGGGGUGCGGGCGCAACGCUCUAAUACAUGUAUUAUUAGUACAAACUGCACUUUUUGGAUUACCAUCUGCAAUCAGUCAAUCACUUUCUGACACUAUUUCAAGCCAUACAUGUGUUGCGGGACUUUUAUCCCCUAUAGUUCGUUUUUUUAGCAUUAGAAUUAAGGUAAACAAUCUUGAUGUGUCUUAAUUGAAAAACACAUUUUAAAAAUAAGUUACGGCUAAUAUGUAACAAUUAUGAAUCUAAUAUGAUCUUUUUUUUUAUUUUUUUUUUAUUAUGAAUGGGCUUACUCAUGGCCACAGACUAGCCGAGGCGUAGACGUGGCCUACGAUGGAGCGAGCUCGCCCAGAAGGUGCCUGUUCACUCUUGAUUUGAAGGUUGCCGGGUUAUAAGAACACGGAAAUAUAGACGCCGGCAAGGAAUUCCAUUCCUUGGCAGUGCGCAUAAGGAAAGUAGAAGCAAAGCGCUUCGUGCGAAUUGGUGGAAUAUCUACCAAGUAAGGAUGGAAACCGGCCGUGCGUCUAAAAGUCCGAUGGUAGAAUGGGGACGGUGGAAUAAGCUCGUGUAGCUCUUGGGCACACUCCCCGAAGUGCAACCUGUAGAAUACCGACAGGCUGGCGACUUUCCGCCGAUGGGCCAAAGACUGAAGCUUAGCCGUUAGCUUCUUGUCGCCAAUCAUCCUCCUGGCUCUGCGCUCCACUGAGUCCAAAGCGGCGAGUUGGUAUUUAGCUGAGCCAUCCCACAGGUGGCUGCAAUACUCCAUACACGACCGGACUUGAGCUUUGUAAAGUGUUAGAAGCUGUCCAGGUGUGAAGUAUCGCUUCACCUUAUUUAGGACGCCCAGCUUUCUGGCCGCAGUUUGUGCUUUAGACUCAAUGAAGCUGCCGAAGCUGAGGACUGAACUCAGCUCCAUGCUGAGGAGUUCCAGGCUGUCGGCAAUAGGUACAGAUGCACCCCGGAAAGAAGGAGUCAGGUCGAAUGGACUCCGUUUUGCGGAAAAUAGACACGUCUGCGUUUUCAUUUAUAUUCUUCUGCUUUCAUAAAUAAUAGUUUUUGAUAAGCGUUUUUCAAUUAAAAGACAUGUCUAGAUCGCUUACCUUCUUGCAAGUUCUUUCUAAUGCUAAAAAAACGAACUAUAGUGUCUUUAGCAUACCCCGGCCGGCGAGAGCAAAAAUGCGUCUGCUCCUAGUGCUUAAUUAAAUAUCGACUAUUCUAUCGACAUAUGGAUGUCGAUAGAAUAGUCGACUUUUAAUUAAGCACAAUUUUUUUUUUAAACUGAGCCAUUAGUAUUUGUUAUUUAUUUCAACUUGAUACCUCCACGCGUUUCUAAGAAUAACCCUAAAACAAUUUUCUAUCAACAUAAAAUUAUUAUUAUUAUAAAGUUAUUCACAAUAAGUAUCAGAAUGUGUUGAAGAAGAAAGUUGGCAUUUUAACUUUAAACAAUUUAAAUAAAUUGAUAUCUGGCAGAGAAGUGGAACUACCUAAUACAGAACAAAUUCAUAAUCACUAUGAAUUAUUUCGUUUUGCUCCGAUUACUACAGUAGAUUUAGAACGGUCCUUUAGUUGGAUGAAAUGGAUUUUAUCGGCAAGGCGAAGGAGUUUAAAAUCAGAAAAUUUAGAAAAAAUGCUAAUUGUAUAUUACGAAAAUUACAUAAAAUACUGAAUAAAUACAAACACUUGGUUUUAAUUUUGUUUACAACAAUAAUUAAUACUUCUGCAUAUCAUAACGGUGGUCCAGUACAUCGUGUUGUUUUUAUCGACAUCGACCAAAAUGUGUGUCCUCGCACUAUUAAGCUGUCAACGCAUUUUUGCUCUCGCCGGCCGGGGUAUGGUCUUUAGUUUUUAAACUAAACUCAUCCAAAGAAACGAGAGUUAGACCAAGAUCUAGAGUUAGAUCAAGACCAAGCCUGUAUCGAUUUAGGCACAUGCAGUGAAAGUGUUAUUUAUACGUCAUAAUUUCAUAGAAGUCUGACGUUUAAAAUAACACUAGCAUUCCGUGUGCUAUCAAGAAUCACUCUAUUGAUAUGUGAAAACCUCAUGAAAAUCCGUUCAGCAGUUUUUGGGUUUAUCGCGAACAUACAUACCUACACACAAACAGACAUACGCGGCGGGGGACUUUGUUUUAUAAGGUGUAUAUAAGUUGAAUUUUAUAACUGCUAUGUAAAGUAACAAUGUGAUCAAACAUAUUAGAAUGUUGCGCCCGCGCCUAACUUUUCAGCAUAAUACGGAUAGAAAGGACUAUCACAGAUGAUGUAUGUAGCUAAUAAGCUAAACUAUGUAAUUUUAUAAAUAUUACUAUAAGUUGA
This is a messenger RNA of Cydia fagiglandana, 3584 nucleotides long. RefSeq names its product nuclear inhibitor of protein phosphatase 1 (gene NiPp1). Gene Ontology annotation, molecular function: mRNA binding; protein serine/threonine phosphatase inhibitor activity; protein binding. NCBI's taxonomy places the organism in Eukaryota, Metazoa, Arthropoda, Insecta, Lepidoptera, Tortricidae. Gene Ontology annotation, cellular component: nuclear speck. The record is from RefSeq and is a predicted model, not a curated record. The transcript has 9 exons. Bases 140 to 1186 code for a protein of 348 amino acids.